Syngnathoides biaculeatus (alligator pipefish) is the source of this 1163-nucleotide messenger RNA. RefSeq names its product CD99 molecule-like 2 (gene cd99l2). NCBI's taxonomy places the organism in Eukaryota, Metazoa, Chordata, Actinopteri, Syngnathiformes, Syngnathidae. Bases 1 to 633 code for a protein of 210 amino acids. The transcript is spliced from 10 exons. The record is from RefSeq and is a predicted model, not a curated record.
AUGACGCCUUCAAGCGUAGGUUCGACGCCCCGGCGGCUGACGAUGACGACGACGAUGAUGACGAUGAUGAUGAUGAUGACGCUCAUCGUGCAAGUGCGGCCUCAGGGCCUGGACCUGGCCGACGCGCUGAACCCCGCCGACGCUCCAACUACGCCGGCGCCGCUGCCAGGCACCAAAGCGCCAAACAAGGGCAAAGGAAAACCAGCCGCCGACGAAUUCGACCUGGCCGACGCCCUGAACCCCGACAACGACAUCGACCGCGGCGAGGGGCGCAGACGCGGAGGAGGGUUUUCUGACAGCGACCUGAUUGACAUCAGCAGAGACGACGGCUACAGACCCGACAAAGGCAAAGGCGGGCGAGCGAACGGCGAUCGCGAUCACGUCAACCAACGCGACGACAACGGCGAGACCACCGCCGAGGUCGGCACCAUCGCGGGCAUCGUCAGCGCAGUGGGCGUGGCGCUGGUGGGCGCCGUCAGCAGCUACAUCUCGUACCAGAAGAAGAAGCUGUGCUUCGGCAUCCAGCAGAGUCUGAACGCGGAGAUGGUGAAGGCUGACAAUCCGGAUGCCGCGCUGGCAACAGAACCGCAAGUCGGAGAGACGCUCCUGGAUCGGGCCGACAACGUUGUGUGACGGCGCGGCACAAACGCGUCGACGUGACGACGGGCCUUCGGACGGACGACGGCGCCACGUUUCAGGUUUCUUUAUCGUGGAAUAUUUCGGAGGGAGUUUGUCGAAUUGCUUCAGCCCAAACGUUCCUGUUCCUGUGCACUGACUAGAGAGUUUCCGAGCUUCCUGUAUAAUGUGACAUUUUCACUUAUUCAUUAAUUUAUUGCUUCAUCUGUACAAGUAUUUUUAGUUUAGAUUUUUGGGGGAGGGGGGGUUGGGGGUCUUUAUUCUCCGUAGUCGUCUUCAUUAACUAUACGCUGGACUAAUAUGGCACCGGCGACGUGUGUACUUGGAUCUCUCCGCAGCAAGCUGAACACUUUGUCACGUCACUUUUGCGGCGCUCUUUUGUCGACGAAAACUUAGACAAUAACUGUACGCCAUGCUCACGGUAAUAAUCCUGAUUUGCUGACAGCUGAAUGUUUGUGUGUAAAGCCCUUUUCACUUCUACGCCACCAAGUUGCAUCGGCUAAAUAAAACACUUGGCAGGACCGCGA